Symphalangus syndactylus (siamang) is the source of this 3364-nucleotide messenger RNA. RefSeq names its product centrosomal AT-AC splicing factor (gene CENATAC). The record is from RefSeq and is a predicted model, not a curated record. Lineage: Eukaryota; Metazoa; Chordata; Mammalia; Primates; Hylobatidae.
UCAGGGGUCAGAGGCCGCCGGAUAGCGUAGGAUCGGCCGCUGGUGGUGGUGAUACCGGGUCCCCGGCCUAUGGCGCCGGCGCAGCGCUGCCCUCUGUGCCGCCAGACCUUCUUCUGUGGUCGCGGGCACGUUUACAGCCGCAAGCACCAGCGGCAGCUGAAGGAGGCUUUGGAGAGGCUCCUGCCCCAGGUGGAGGCGGCCCGCAAGGCCAUCCGCGCCGCUCAGGUGGAGCGUUAUGUGCCCGAACACGAGCGAUGCUGCUGGUGCCUGUGCUGCGGCUGUGAGGUGCGGGAACACCUGAGCCAUGGAAACCUGACGGUGCUGUACGGGGGGCUGCUGGAGCAUCUGGCCAGCCCAGAGCACAAGAAGGCAACCAACAAAUUCUGGUGGGAGAACAAAGCUGAGGUCCAGAUGAAAGAGAAGUUUCUGGUCACUCCCCAGGAUUAUGCAAGAUUCAAGAAAUCCAUGGUGAAAGGUUUGGAUUCCUAUGAAGAAAAGGAGGAUGAAGUGAUCAAGGAGAUGGCAGCUCAGAUCCGUGAGGUGGAGCAGAGCCGACAGGAGGUGGUUCGGUCUGUCUUAGAGCCUCAGGCAGUGCCAGACCCAGAAGAGGGCUCUUCAGCACCUAGAAGCUGGAAAGGGAUGAACAGCCAAGUAACUUCCAGCUCACAGCAGCCCUCAAACUUGGACCUGCCACCAGCUCCAGAGCUUGACUGGAUGGAGACAGGACCAUCUCUGACAUUCAUUGGCCAUCAGGAUAUACCAGGAGUUGGUAACAUCCACUCAGGUGCCACACCUCCCUGGAUGAUCCAAGAUGAAGAAUACAUUGCAGGGAACCAAGAAAUAGGACCAUCCUAUGAAGAAUUUCUUAAAGAAAAGGAAAAACAGAAGUUGAAAAAACUCCCCCUAGACCGAGUUGGGGCCAACUUUGAUCACAGCUCCAGGACCAGUGCAGGCUGGCUGCCCUCUUUUGGCCGCGUCUGGAAUAAUGGACGCCGCUGGCAGUCCAGACAUCAAUUCAAAACUGAAGCUGCAGCAAUGAAGCAGUCACAUACAGAAAAAAGCUAAUCAUGCUCUGCCAACUACCAUGAGACUAAAAGCAAAGUCAACAAACCCCUACUAUUAUACCUUCCACCAAAUUCUUUAUCAUUGUCUUUCUUAGGAACAGACAUACUCGGCUGGGCGCGGUGGCUCACGCUUGUAAUCCCAGCACUUUGGGAGGCCGAGGCGGGCGGAUCACGAGGUCAGGAGAUCGAGACCACGGUGAAACCCCGUCUCCACUAAAAAUACAAAAAAAUUAGCCGGGAGUGGUGGCGGGCACCUGUAGUACCAGCUACUCGGAGAGGCUGAGGCAGGAGAAUGGCGUGAACCCGGGAGGCAGAACUUGCAGUGAGCCGAGAUCGCGCCACUGCACUCCAGCCUGGGCGACAGAGCGAGAAUCCGCCUCAAAAAAAUAAAAUUAAAUUAAAUUUAAAAAAAGGAAACAGACAUAUUCAUUCAUUUGAUUUAAUAAAGUUUUAUUUUUCCAAAUGUACAGUUGGUUGGACCUGUAAAAAAAAAUUAAAAGAAUCAGAACCAUAAAGCUUUGUAUCUACCUCCUACACCGUAUGAGCCCACACAUUCCUACUCACCUAUUCAUGCAUCUUCACCAGCAGCUGGAGCAUCUCCACCCUUGGUAUUUCUGGUGUAAAUUACUUGAGCUCUGUGCUUUGAAACCAGUUUGAUAAGUCCUAGGGAAAGAGGAUAGUACGAUGAGAUGCUUAAUAGAUGCUACAAUAGAAACUAGUAAGGUUUUUGGCUGGGUGCAGUGGCUCAUGCCUGUAAUCCCACUGCUUUGGGUAGGUGGAGGCGGGCAGAUCGCUUGAGGUAAGGAGUUGCGUACCAGCCUGGCCAACAUGUGAUUCACCUGCCUCGGCCUCCCAAAGUGCUAGAAUUACAGACGUUCAGUCACUAUAGUUAGCUGAGCCUUAUUAUUGUGGAAUUACGGUAAUCAGACCAUACUACUGAGUAGACUGUACUAAAUUUCUGGUUUUAAAAUUUAAUACAUCAACAAAAUACCAUGAAGAUUUUAAACAUUUUCAAAGUUGUUUCAAAAUAGUAAUCAAAUUAUUUCAAAAAUUGUUGUCCCUGUAAUUCUAUGCAUCCAUUUACUUCAAACAUAAAAGAUCCUUGGGCUUCACUAAACUGCCACAGGGUCCACGGCACAAAAGUGGCUAAGAACCCUGAGAAUUCAUCUCAGGCCUAAGACGUCAGAAUUACAUUACUAACAGCCAAUGGUCAAGCCAUGCCUUUUUUUUUUUUUUUUUAAUACUGCUUUUCCAGCAAAACCACUGAAAAUGGUUAACAUGGUCAAGACAAUUUAACCUACAAAAGCACACAUGUAGGAUACACCCCUCACCUUUACUAAGGAGCUCCUGAAGGGCUGCCCUAGCCAGGGAGCCUCGAAUCUUCAGUCUCUCAGAGACCACAGCUGGGGUUAUAAGUUUAUAGUUGGGAACUUCCUUACAGAGUUUGUCAUAGGUAGCUUUGUCAAACAAGACUAAGUUAUUGAGCUUGUCCCGAACUUUGCCUUUGGACCACUUCUGCUCACCAAAACAAAACAGAAACAAGUUAGUAUUUCUGGCAGAAGCACCCUUUCCCUCUCGACUAAUCUGCGUCAGAGAAAUCUGUUCCACCGUUAUCAAAAAUAAAUUACACAUUACUAAAAAAAAAAAAACACCGACACGUUUUUGGGCUUCAGAACGGGGCCGAGCCCCACUAGAUCAGUUAAAAAUAACACGGCAGGCACAGGGGCACUUUGCACAAUGGAUUCAUUUUCAUGAUCCUAAUGGGAAAAAGAACGAGUGGUGACGGGAAGAUAGACUCUCACAUUUUGACUCUAGAAAUCUACACCUGAAAAACCACUUACUAUACAAGUUACCUAUUACUAGACGGCUACGAGAGGGUUACCCCUAGUCUCUCUCAGACGGGUCUUAUUUCUACCUUCUUUUUGGCCUUGCCCCCGGAUUUGUUCACUGGGUCUUUGUCUUUCUUGGCCGACUUUCCAGCGUCCUUCUUCUUCUUAUCGUCCUUGGGCGGCUGUAGGAGGGCAGCGGGAAUGCAACCAGGUCCUCAAAUAGCGCCAAAGUCCCCUAAUACGUCGCCCCCAGCCCCCGCAAACUCCACCACCAGAGCACAUGGGCGAAGCAAUAACCGCGCCCGCCCUGCAACCGAGGCCGGCAGGCCAAGGAGCGCUCCCGUCGAAGGCUCUCCUCACUGAGUCCUCAAACCCAAGAACCCCGGCGACUUCAUACCCCUGAAGCUUACCAUUGCGAAGCUCAGAGAGUAGCAGCGGACACCACAGCCUCGCCAAGAUGUCGGACAAAAA